AUGAGCCCGCAGCAGCUGUCAAACGCGCUGUGGGCGGCCGGGCGCUUUGGGCUGCCGCCCGGCGCCGCGUGGGCGCGUGCGUGCCGCGAGGCGGUUGCGCGGCAGCUGCGCGGCUUCACACCUCAGGGGCUGGCAAAUGUAGCGGCAGCUGCUCACCACCUGCUUGGACAAGUGGACUCAGAGCUGGCAGGCGGGGAACAAUGGGAGCAGCAGCAGCAGCAGCAGCAGCAGCAGCAGCAGCAGCAGCAGCAGCAGCAGCAGCAGCAGCAGCAGCAGCAGCAGCACGGGCGGGAUACGCAGGCGCAUGGACAUGGAAUGGGACGGGCGGCAGUCGAUGAGGAGCAGCUGCAGGUGCGUGCUGAGCUGGCGCUCCUGCGGGAGCUUGCGGUUGAGGAAGCUGCCCGGAGAGGCGGCGAGGGCCUGUCUGCACUAGACUUGGAGGCGUUUGCCUGGGCAGGAUCGGGCAGCAGCAGCAGCAGCAGCAGCAGCAGCAGCAGCAGCAGCAGCAGCAGCAGCAGCAGCAGCAGCAGCAGCAGCAGGAGUGAAGGCAGCAGCAUCGGGAGGCUGCUGCCGAAGGACCCACCAGCGGAGGGCGCCCAGGCCCUGUCGCUGCUGUGGGUCGCGGCGCGCGCCUGCGCGCACGGCGGCGCCCCGCCGCCGGGCGACGCGUGGCUCGACGCGUGCUGCGCCGCCGCGGCGCGGCGGCUGCCGCUCGCCACUCUGUCGGAAGUGGCCAGGGCAGCAUGGUCGAUGGCGAGCCUCGACCGGCGGCUGCGGCGGCGGCACAAACAGCACCCGCUCGUCAUUGGCACCGGCAGCGAGCAGCAGCAGCAGGAAGAGGGAGGGAUAGAGGAAGGGCAGCGGCGCGGCAGCGGCGCCGCGCGCCUGAGGGCGGGGCUGCUGCAGCAAGUCGCGCUGCGAGCGGGCAGCAUGUCGUCGCCGGAGCUGGCCGAGGCUGCCGCCAGCGCGGCCGAGCUGGCGCGGGCCUGCCGGCCGCCGCGCUCCCUGGCGCCGGCUCUGCUCGCCGCAGGCGCGCGGGCUUGCGGAUCCGCGCCCACUGAGGACCUGCUGCUUGUCGCGCAGGCGCUCGCCGCGUUUGGCAUCCGCCACUUGCCGGCGCAUGCAAGCGUCAGCAGCGGCAGCGGUGGCGACAACAGCAGCAGCAGUGCGCACGGGCCGCAGCGCGGGCAUCGGCCGCGGCGCGUCACCCGGGACAGUGGGGGUUCUGUUGGCGCGGGCCCCCAGCAGCGAUUGCUGCAGUCUGCGGCUGACGCAGAGCUGUAUCUGAUAGGCACAGCGGCGUUGAGAAACACGCCUCAAUCGUCACCAGAGCAGGUGGCUCGAGUUGCACAUGUAUUUUUUGCGCAGCUGGGGCGCCAGCCCAGCGCAGCAGAGGCCGCGGCAGUCGCGCAUGCGCUGCCGCCGCCCGCACUGCGGGCGCUGAGCGCGCGUCGGCUCGCACAGGUGCUGCAGGCAGUGGCCGCGUGGCCGCCCGCGCUGCAGCCGGCGGACGCCGACUGGUGGGUGGCCGCGGCCGACAGCGUGGCGGCGUUCGCGUCUGCAGAAGCCGCGGCCGGCGGCGGCAGCGGUGGCGGCGGCGACAGCAGCGACGACGGCGAUCGCGACGUGGACAAUGCCGGCCUGCUGCUCGGCGCUGCGGCGCGGCACUCGCCGCGGCGGGCGGCGCUCGCACGCGCGGAGGAGCGGCUGUGGCGCUGCUUGGCGCAGCGCGUUCGCGGGGCAGACGUGCAGGCCCUAGCGGGGAUGCUGCGGCGGCUUUACAGGUGGGUUGCGUUUUCAACCGUGUCCAGGGCACCUUGCUUUGUGAUUUGCAUCAGCAGCUCAGCGAGCACGUAG
This is a messenger RNA of Monoraphidium neglectum, 1857 nucleotides long. RefSeq lists its product as hypothetical. NCBI's taxonomy places the organism in Eukaryota, Viridiplantae, Chlorophyta, Chlorophyceae, Sphaeropleales, Selenastraceae. The transcript has a single exon. Bases 1 to 1857 code for a protein of 618 amino acids. The record is from RefSeq and is a predicted model, not a curated record.